Molecule: messenger RNA, 2995 nt
Organism: Puccinia graminis f. sp. tritici CRL 75-36-700-3
Lineage: Eukaryota; Fungi; Basidiomycota; Pucciniomycetes; Pucciniales; Pucciniaceae
Exons: 8
Coding region: 246-2885 (879 amino acids)
Source: RefSeq, a predicted model, not a curated record
AUAUGGCCUGCAAGUUCGAGCUCAUCCACAUUUAAUUUCCUUUGAUUGGAUCAAGAAUUAUCCAACAAAUACAAAGAAUUCCGAGUCCCAGCAAGUAUCCCAGAGGAGACUAUCCCCAGAUCGCGACGCACAAACCAACCGGGGACCACUACGAUCGAGACGAUGGAAUAUUCGUUGACUCGAGAUUGGACUUCGAGUUCAGAAGGUUUCUUCAAUGACCAACUGGCGUUCACGAUUUCAUAAUCAUGGGCGAUCUACAAUCCUGGCCGACGGAGACCAGCGUCGGUCUUCAAACCUUUGGGGGCGCUCGCUUGAGAUUCAUCGCUGGAGAUCCCACUCGUAGUUCUCGUCUCGAAUUCGAAUUUGCUCGAACUUUGCAUGAUGUCGUUGUUCGACGGAUCCUACCUCCAGUACGAUUCUAUGGACCACCAAUCAAGCCAAAUGUCGUCCAGCUGCCUCCCAAACCAUAUCAGUUACUACAAACUAAUAAUCGGUAUCUACGGGCUCAACACCCUCAGGUUGAUUUACCCAAAUCACUGCUGCUGGCACACAUUCUGGAAGAUCAAGAGUUGCCUGAACAAACCGAACCCCUGAUAUCCUCCAUGCUCAGCGGGCUGACGAUUGACGAGCAACACGAUCUGAUCGUCUCCGUUGGUGGAACUCUGGGUAACGAGCUAUACUGCAUGUUCCUCGAAAACGAUCAAUCUGGUCUACCAAAGCUGCACACAAAUCGCAAACCGGCAGCCAUCCUACGUACUCCUGUUCAGCAACUCAUCAGUGGACCCUCUUUGAAUAAGGAUGGAAAUGCCGUGUUUCUUGCACGCACACACGACGCAACCACUCUUUUCACAUAUUCCCAUCAUGGUACCAGAGAAGAACCCACUCAAACUCGCACAACAUCUCCAGCUUUUGAAUUCGAUAUGAGCUAUCAACUCAAAACCUCCGACACUGCUCACGAAAGUCACGUCGAUUCUUGUGUCGCCCAUACCAUCAAUGAUACCCUACAUCAAUUCGUCGUCCUCAACUCCAAGGGACAGCUAUGGAAGGUCUCAGGUAUUGGCGGUAACAGUUCGCUGAAGCGGAUCGGUCUAAUGACCUAUUCGGAGCCCAAAUACAUCACUUGGGCUCGCUGUGGCAUCUAUCCUACAAACGAUUGUUUGGUGGUUGGCCUUCGAGAUUCUGUCGGAAUGGUUGACCCCAGGUUAAACGGCGAAUGCAGUAAUCUGUAUACCGUCUCAGACGCUCAACGCAUGACGGAUAUCCAAAGAUAUAUUAACAACCGGACUCCGCAUCUCAGGUUGAUCAAUACGACUUCGUCGAUGAUUUGGAUCGAUGAUCGCAAACCGGGCGUUCCGAUGUUGACAAUCAAGCACUUUCGAUCACCCGAUCUGACGCUAAGCAUGAGUUUUUCCGCCGAGCCAGAGUGGUCUCCCCACCCGUCAUAUUCUCUCUCAACCGCGGCAGAGCGUUUCGAUAAAGUUCUUCUCUGGUCUCGCACCAAUGACGUUGCAAGCCUACAUCAAUUCAAAUCUCAUCCAGCUAUCCCCCCAGCCGUGUUGGGCUAUCCAGCUGCCGUCCCGGUCACGUCAAGCCAUCCCCUCGAUCGGCGGACGGGCUUGGUGUUCUUCCGUCGUAAGACAGUCGAUAAUCACCUCGAAAAGUUUUGUCUGGUCGAAAUGAAACGUGAUGGAUCGCUGUGGCAUCAGCAACUUGGGCUCUCUAGCUCCGCAGAUAUCAACCCACCGUCGACCAAUACUCAUCUGGUGGAACGUUUUGCAAACUAUCCGGCGGACGUAGGUGCAACAGGAAUCUCCUUAGGGAAAUCAAAUUCUGAAGGAAAUGAUGGGUUUAUCGAUAUUCCAAAAUCUACCUUGAAGCUCGACAAGAUUUGGAAAGAUUUCACAAAAUCUUGUCUUUCGGAAGCCUCCUCGAAAGACGAUCUUGUCCCCAUUGCCGUACCUUGUAUCGACUUCAUGGAUCCGCUAGGUUUCUGCAUGCUCCCAAGACCUUACGAAGUUUCGAUUGCGACCAACCAAGAAAUCACCAAUGGAAUACCAGGUUCGAUGGUCGAUAUUAUGCCUGUCCUUCGAAGCUUGCUACCAGCUUCAGCCAACCUCCUCCCCGAAGCUAACACGUCGAUGGACGAAGACGAACCGCGCUUACAGACUUAUCUUAAGCAAUGGGUCGGAGAAAUAUUGACGACGGCUAUCAAGCUUUCCAGCAAGACUCCAGCGCCGAUUGGCCAGUCCGGGGAAGAAGAUGAUCGAGGAUCCGACUGUGGAUCGAUCGUCGACGAGCCUAUUACCUCACUUGCGGUCGAUCGGCUGAUGGAAGAAUGGAAGAUUGGAGCCUCGACAAGUGAGUAUCAAUGGGUUGACAUUUGUGAGCCGACGAACGAGGACUUGGCCGGGCUAUCUGGGGCGGAGUCGGACCAUCCAUCCUGCCCUAGUCCCUCGACGAGGUCGCGCUCUCAGUCAAGGUUCAAUGGGAUCGAGCCCGUUCAAGAGGUCCGAAGUAGCAGAGAAGCCACGACGGAUAUUGUCCAGAUUGUCUCGAAAGCACUUGACAAGUCUUCGACCAACACCGAGAUGGAGGUCAUGAUCACUCCGAAGGCCCAUCCGCGGAAAUCCAAGCCGAUCCAUUAUAGUCAUGCCACCCCGGGCUUCCCUCACCCCUCAUCUAGUCUGCCCAACCCUCAUCCGUCUAAUUUCCUCCUCAGCUCAAGCAGUCAGCCCGAUCCUUUCGGCCCCAACUCUCUCUCCCCUCCGCCCUCCACCCCUAGACUCACUCAGGCUUAUUCCCAACUCGUCCCCGGCCCUCAUGCCGCUCGCUCGACUUCAACCGCAAACCAUUCGAGGAAAAAGAAACGCGUCGGUGGGUUUUAGGCCUUUCCUCUCCGCAGGUCCUUCCCCGUUAUUCUUCCUGUUGGCUCCUUUCGACGGGCUGCCCGCCUUUCUUCUUCUGCAAAUCAAUCAAUCACUCCUUGAACCACAUU